Tetrahymena thermophila SB210 is the source of this 1812-nucleotide messenger RNA. Its product is annotated as phosphatidylserine decarboxylase family protein, putative. NCBI's taxonomy places the organism in Eukaryota, Ciliophora, Oligohymenophorea, Hymenostomatida, Tetrahymenidae. The record is from RefSeq and is a predicted model, not a curated record. The transcript is spliced from 2 exons.
AUGUAAUUUGAUAAAAAUUUAAUUGCUUUCAAGGUUGUUUUACCUAAUGGUAUGCUUAUUCAAGAGUUCGAAAGGAGAUAAAACAAAACUUAUGUGACAAUUCUUCCUACUUUGUCUACAAAAGAUUAAAAUGGAAAUGAUGUCUAUUAAAAUUUAAGUUUUAUACCUUGCGAUGACCCUGAUUUAUAAGACUAUUACUGUGUAGACUUUUCAAAUGUUAACUCAAAUAAAGUGAAUUAACCUUUCUUAACAUAUUAUCCUUAUGACAAUCAAAAAUAGAAAUUAGAAGUAUUGAUGCUAUAUUGCACUAGCGAAUUAAGUUACCCUGGUAUUGUUUGCGCUACUCAUGAAGAAACAUAAAAAGAAAUUAUUAAUUUUAAGACUUAGGUAUAUACAAGAGUGACAAGCUAAUAGUAUAACCCAACUACAAGAUCAUUUGAAAAAAAAAUCAAGCUUGAGUAAUUUUAUUUGUCAGACACUUUGGUUUUUUUAGGUAAGUUCAGCCUAAAAAGUACCACUACUACAAUAAAUGAUGGGUUUAUCAUUUAAAAGUAGAGCUCAUAUACAUAUAUUUCAGAUUACUCAAAGACAAAUGAGUAUAGCACCUUUACAUUUUAAAAGGCUUAAAAUAAUUUAGAUAUGAUAGGAGCUUGUUUUUUUUAUUUGGAUGAAAAUGGUAGAAAUGAAUUUGUGUAAUUCGUAUAAUUUCCUAGUAUUUUAGCUCAAUUUAUGAGCAUUUUUAACUCUCUUUUAGUAGUUGGAGUAAUUUGUAAAUAGUUUUCUUAAUCUGAGAUGAUUUAAGAUUUUAUGGAGAUUUAAUUAAAAAAUUACUACAAAAAAAGUGCUAUUGAAUUUAUGCAUGAAGUUGAAACAAAGAAACAAUCAAAUUCUAUUUCUAAUUAUUUCUAAAAUAAUUUAAUGCAAACUUAUAAAUAAAUUUGUAAUAUGGACUACAAAUACUAUAUGAAAUAAUUUUUAGAUACCACUCUUUACAACAAGAUUAAGCUAUUGAUCUUUUCGAAAGGAGGAAAGACUAAAACGAAUGAUCCAAAAUAAGUUAAAAUGUACAAAAGACUAAUGGAUUCUACAAUAGAGCAGAUAAAUAUUUAUGAUAUAUAAAAAGAGAUUUUAAAGCUAAAAAUGAUGGUAAGAAUGAGUUUCACUGUUGAGUAAUAUGCAGCUCUUUAGCUUUGUGGUUUAAGAAUUAUUUUAGAUGAAAAUAUUCCAAAUGUGGAAGAAUCAAUCUUAGAAAAUAUAUAAAUGAAGGAGGAUUUAUUCAAAAGUUCUGAGGAAGAAGGUAUAAAGCAAAAGAAAGAAUAAUCAAUUGAAAUGGAGUUAAAGCUAAAAGAAAAUGAAGUUUAGGUUAAAUUGUAAGAAUAUUAGUUAAAUCAAAUAGAAUAAUCGGUAUAAAAAUAAUAAAAAUAAAACUAAGAUAAUUAUUUAACAGAAAAUGCUGAAAAUUAAGAAAGAGAAAAUAUUUAACAUGAAGAAAAUAAUCUUAGCAAACCUUAAGAAAAACAAAAUACAAAAGUAGAAUUUGAAGACAAUAUAUUUAAAUUAGAUGAAAAAAAUGAUUAGAAAUUUAAAAAAUUGAAUUUCAAAAGUAUUGCACUUAAUCAUCUUGAAAAAAUAGAAAGACUAGAGAGAGAUAAUACUUAUUUCGAAUAGAAAAUAGAUUAAUUUUUUAAUUAAAAAAAGUUUAAAACAUAAUUGGACUAAAGGAUACUUGAUUGUCUUAUAGGUUAUAAGUAAUAUAAAUUAGAUACACAAUCCUUCAUACCAAUUACUAAAAGUUGUACAAUUAAUAAGUGA